AUGCCGGCCAACUCUGAAAAGCUGGCACGCCAUUUGCAAGGGCAAUCAGGCAAGGCUAACAAGGCAUAUUAUGGUAUGGCCAAAAAAUACCACCCCGACACCAACAAAGAGCCAGAUGCGAAAGAAAAGUUUACCGAGGCACAAUCCGCAUACGAGGUUUUGUCUGAUCCUAAGAAGAGAGAGGCCUUUGACCAAUAUGGAUCUUCCGCAUUCGAUGGUAGUGGUGGAUUUGAUCCGUCCGGGGGCGCUGGCUACAAUCCUUUCGCUGGUGCGCAAGGCGCAGGCGGUUUCUCUGGGUUUGGCGGUGGCUUCGGUGGAUUUGGAGCCGACAUUAAUUUUGAGGAUCUCUUCAGUGCAUUUAGUGGUGGAGCGAGAAGAAGAGGCUCGCGGGCCAACCCUUUCAUGCAAGAAGAAAUAUUAGUUGGUGACAAUAUUGAAGUACAGGCCAAUAUUUCUUUCAUGGAUGCUGCGAAAGGAAUGAGCAAAGACAUACCUGUUACUCCUUUGGUCGAAUGCAAGACAUGCACCGGUAGUGGCUUGAAGAAGGGAACAAAGAGAUCCGAAUGUAAGCGGUGUGGAGGCACUGGAACUCGAGUCCAUUUCAUGCAGGGUGGUUUCCAAAUGGCCAGCACCUGUGAUGCUUGUGGUGGACAAGGUGUUGUCAUUCCUCGGGGAAGCGAAUGUGGCACUUGUUCGGGCAACGGAGUGGUUCGCGAGAGGAGAACUGUCAAUAUUGAUAUCCCUGGUGGAGUUGAGGAUGGUAUGAGACUACGUGUUUCCGGUGAGGGUGAUGCCCCGCCUACUGGCCUUUCCGGUGACCCCAAGGCACGAUCGAGAAAAGGUGAUCUCUUCGUCUUCAUCCGAGUUGCGCCCGACCCGCAGUUCAAGCGUUCUGGAUCCGAUGUCUUGUAUACUGCUACAAUCCCGCUUACAACUGCCGUUCUUGGCGGUGAGAUUAAGAUUCCGACGUUGGAUGGAGACGUUAAGGUCAAGGUGGGCACUGGAACUGGAACGGGAGACAAGAUCACUCUGAGUGGCAUGGGCAUGCGACGUCUCGGCAGCCGCAAGGGCGUUAAUGGCGAUUUGAAGGUUGAGUUCAAGGUGGCCAUGCCCAAAUCUCUGAGCGCAAACCAGCGUACUAUCGUGGAGAUGUUGGCCGACGAGAUGGGUGACAAGAAUGCCAGACGCAUCAUGAACUUUGGCAGCAGUGGAAAAAACACCAGCAACGAGCCCGCUUCCUCUUCUUCCACAACCCCACCUUCGCCACCUUCAGACAAGGACGGAGUUGAUUCUUCUCCUUCACAUAAAAGCCAAGGGUUUCUGAAGUCGGCAUGGAAUCGACUGACGAAGCACGACGAAAGUAAAAAGACAUCGGAUCAGUCCAGUGAGGAUGACCCAUCAAAGAAGUCCUCUGGUUCGGGGCAAGCGGGGCACUUCCGAACGGGUUCCCCGGCCGCAAGCAGCACGAUGGUUCACUCACCAAUGAUCUCCAGCCCACUGAAGCAAACAAACGAGAUUGACUGGAUUAUCCCUCUCAAGGGCUACAUUCGACAAACCUAUGGCGACGAUCCUGAAAGAUAUGCGGAAGAAUGCGCCACUUUGAACCGGCUGCGCCAGGACAUGCGAGGCGCGGGGAAGGAUAGUGCCUCAGGAAGGGAUCUCCUAUACCGAUAUUACGGGCAGUUAGAGCUCCUAGAUCUCCGAUUCCCCGUCGAUGAGAACCAUAUCAAGAUUUCGUUCACUUGGUUUGACGCAUUUACGCACAAGGCAACAUCACAGUACUCCCUCGCCUAUGAGAAGGCCUCAAUCAUCUUCAACAUCUCAGCAGUCUUAUCCUGUCAUGCCGCUCAUCAAAAUCGUUCUGAAGACGCUGGUCUGAAAACCGCCUACCAUUCGUUUCAAGCAUCUGCUGGCAUGUUCACUUACAUCAACGAAAACUUCCUCCAUGCUCCGUCCACUGACCUGAGCCGGGAUACGGUCAAGACGCUUAUCAGUAUUAUGUUGGCGCAGGCACAAGAGGUGUUUCUCGAAAAGCAGAUCAUGGAUGACAAGAAGGUUGGACUGCUUGCCAAACUUGCAAGUCAAGCAAGCUUUCUGUACUGGCAGUCGGUAGAAGGUGUCCAGGAGAAUGUCAAUAAGGCCAUAUUUGAGAAGGUUUGGCUACUUCUCACUCAGAUCAAGGCAAAUCACCUGGCAUCGGUUGCACAAUACUAUCAAGCAAUUGCGGAUAAUGACGCAAACUCACACGGCACCGCCAUCUCCAGACUACAGGUGGCUGAACGGUAUUCCCGGGAUGCGCAGAAGAUGGCAAAUUCUUUUCCCUCUUCAACACCAACCAAUUCGAACCUCAGCUCCGAGACUGGUCCGGUCCUCGUUGAUAUUAUAAAAAGACAUCUGAGCAUCGUUCAAGAAAGGCUCAAUGAGUUUAUCAAGGACAAUGACUAUAUCUACCAUCAGGUCAUUCCGGCUGAAGCUUCUCUGACUGUCAUCCCAAAGCUUCCAGCGGCCAAAGCAAUUCCAGUGAGCGAGCUCUACCAGGGUCAGGAUAUUCAACGUAUCAUUGGACCGGACAUCUUCCAGAAAAUUGUGCCCAUGUCCGUCACAGAGUCGGCCAGCUUGUAUGACGAAGAAAAGGCAAAAUUAAUACGAGCGGAAACCGAGCGGGUUGAGGUAGCCAAUAGCGAGAUGGCAACCAGCCUUGACUAUCUCAAACUGCCAGAAAGUUUGAAUGUGCUCAAAGGCGGCUCAAGGCCCGAUGCUGCGGUGGAUGACGAAUUCCGACAUUGGUGCUCGGAGUUGGCAGGGCAUGAGCCUUUUGGUCGUGCUUUCGACCAACUCAAAGCCGAUCGUGCGAGUAUCCUGGAUUUACUCGACCAGUGUGCGAAACAAAUGGACAUGGAGGAGAGCGUUUGCGAGAAGAUGCGUUCCAAAUAUGGCGCCGAUUGGACGCAGCAACCCAGCUCUAGGCUGACGUCUACCCUCCGCAACGAUCUUCGUAGCUAUCGGUGCGCAAUUGACGAGGCGAAUGCAAGUGACAUGCAGCUUAUGAGCACGUUCCGUCAAUAUGAAUCCGACUUCGAGGAGAUGCGCUCGGCCGGUGAGACUGAUGAGGCAGAUGUUCUCUUUCAAAGAGCUAUGAUAGUUGCCGGAGGCAGUCGUAAAGGAAGGAAUGGUGUCGGCAGCCCGCUGUCAUCUCAGGCAGAGGGUAAUCUUCUCGAUGAGGAUUACGGCGAGACCAGCGUCUCUGUAGCAGACCAGAUCGCCAAGGUAGAGGACCUCUUAAAGCGGCUGAAUCUUAUCAAACGAGAGAGGACGCAGGUGUUAAAAGACCUCAAGGAUAAGGUUCGGGAGGACGACAUCUCAAAUGUGCUAAUCCUUAACAAGAAGUCAAUUCCGACUCACGAAACGCAGCUCUUCCAGGCCGAAUUAGAAAAGUUCCGACCUCACCAAAAUAGAUUGCUGCAAGCAAGUCAUAAACAAUCCCUGCUUAUGAAGGAGCUCACCAAGGCUUACGGUGAGCUUUUGCAAGAUCGGCGUGUGCAAUCGGAGCAGACCAAGCAUGAAGGCGUUAUAAGACAAAGGACUUCUGUUAUGACGAAAUACAAGCGAAUCUAUUUAGCUUUCAAUGAUCUUAUUUCUGGGCUUCUGCGCGCGCAGAGCUUUUAUUCUGAGAUGAAAGAGAGCGUCGACAGCCUGAGUCAAAACGUCGAGACGUUUGUCAACAAUCGCAGGUCUGAAGGAGGCCAGCUUCUAAGUCAGAUUGAGCGGGAUCGUGCGACCGCCGCCAGUGGACAAGCUGAUCGGGAACGGGAAAGAAUGCGAGACUUGAUGGAUCGAAUGUCAAUGGACCCGUCUUCAUCAACCUCACCCGUCAGUGGCCCUCCCGCACCCCCUCGACCUGGCUCAUCUCGCACCCCUACUACUCAGUCAUCAUCAUAUCAAAGCCAUAACCGUGCGGCUGUCGCGCCCUCACCACCACUGUCCCCUCGCUAUCCUCCAAGCACCUCCACUCCGAACCAAUAUACAUCACCAAUAUCACAUUCAGCGGCCCCGAACGGCUCGACCCCAGUUACUGCCCACCCUGGCUUUUCUGCAACGCCGGCGGAGAGUUACCACAGAUUACAACAACAUGCUGCGCCUGGAAGAGAUGCCUACAGUCACCGUCCGCCGCCCCUCUCUUUGUCCCAAGAAGCCACUGGCGCAGGUACAUACAACCCCAGCAACUACCCGCAAAUGUCGCCCCCUGCGACUCAGCAAUACUUCACGCCCUCUCAGUAUGGGUAUCAACCAUCUCCACACCAUCCGCCUAAACAGUACAUGCCUCCGGGUUACGUGCCACCGCCACCUCCGCCUGGGCCUCCGCCGGCCGUCAGCUCUCCUCAUCAAAACUAUCCUCCCGCGGCCACUAGCCAUUAUCCUACGGGAUCAGCAAGCUAUUCCCAUUUACAGUCUCCUCCAACCAGUCAAGCGCAGGCUCAAGGUCAAAAUGAUCCGUAUGCCGCGCUCAACGCUUGGAGGUAA
Xylona heveae TC161 is the source of this 4521-nucleotide messenger RNA. RefSeq names its product BRO1-domain-containing protein. Gene Ontology annotation, cellular component: endosome. Gene Ontology annotation, molecular function: ATP binding; heat shock protein binding. The transcript is spliced from 8 exons. NCBI's taxonomy places the organism in Eukaryota, Fungi, Ascomycota, Xylonomycetes, Xylonales, Xylonaceae. The coding region runs from base 1 to 4521 and encodes 1506 amino acids. Gene Ontology annotation, biological process: protein transport to vacuole involved in ubiquitin-dependent protein catabolic process via the multivesicular body sorting pathway; protein folding; response to heat. The record is from RefSeq and is a predicted model, not a curated record.